GUAGUUUCCCCACUCUCAUUCGGCUGCACCAGGCCAGCGAUCUGCAAGGCCCUCCUGCUGCUGGCGUUUCACAAUCAAAGAAUUGCAGUAGACACCACUUUCAUCACUACGGCCCGGUCUGCAUCGAUACGAGCGAAGGACUUGUCACGUCCGAGGACUCCAUCAGGUGUUUACCGUCGGACCGGUCACUCUGUCCUGCCAGUCAGACUGCUGCAGCGCGCUGCAUCGGUCGGGAUCAGCAGAUUGGGCGUAGAUCUCAUACUGAGUCAUAGCUAGGGUGUCGCCAGUACUGUCGAUCCACUCGCUAAGUAUACUUCGUUGCUAUCCACCGAUACUUUCAAAGAACGUCACGCCGGGAGGAACCAUUUCGCGGUUGUGCCGGACACGCGAUCUUCUUGGCCAUUGGCAUUGUCAUUGGCCGCUUUGACUACUUCAAGUGCUUGCCUCUGGCCAGCGCUUCUCAGCCUUCCACUGGCGCUGGAUAAUGGCAAAGAAACGAUAGAGCUAGACUAGGAGCUCGGGAGGCGCGACGAAUAGACUGAGGCCGUGAGGGUGUGCGUGCACCGGCGGGAGUGCCUCAUCUCUAGUUCUCGAGUUUGGAUGGGCGUUUGAUUUGUUCAGGACAACGAUAAGCGUGGAGGAGAGCUGAGUGGUCGUCCAAGCCUUGGCCUUUGACCUGUUCGCGUCCGGACCAGCUGAGCCGCAGAGCGGUGUGCGUUCGCUGCUGAAGUGUGAUAUUCACUGGGAGCGCAACAGGUACAAGUGCACCAGGCUGCAGAUUUCCUCCGCGGGACUUCCUGGCUGCGAGGUUGGCUCAUUUCGUUGUCCCUUCAGCUUCGUUGCAGCUCGCUGACACAAUGGCUACGCACGGACAGGGUGACAUGGUGCGCGGUGUCAUGGACGCCGUGGACAGCGACUGGCAGAAGAUCCAGAUCAAGGCGUUCACAAACUGGUUCAACGAUCGGUUGAGAGGAAACCUGCAGAAGGCACCCGUUGUCGUCAAUGACAUCACGAUAGACUUGUGCGACGGUAUUCUGCUCUGCCAAAUGGUGGAGGGCCUGCUGCGGCGGGCAGGCCGCGGUACCAAGUUCCGCUACAACAAGAAGCCCAAGCUAAAGCAGCAUCGCCUGGAGAACCUGGGAAUCGUCCUCAAAACGCUCAAGGAUCAAAAGAUCAAAUUAGUGAAUAUCGGACCAGAAGAUCUCAUGGCCGGAAGCCUCAAACUCUGGCUGGGACUAAUCUGGACGCUCAUCGAUGAGUUCCAGAUCAAGACGGCCAAGGGCGGCUCAAGUAAGAAAGCUUUACUCGACUGGGUCAAUGCCCAACUGCCGCCGAGUAAGCGUGUCACCAACUUCACCACCGACUGGAACGAUGGCACUUGCCUGUGUACCCUUAUUGAUACGCUGCGACCGGGCCUGUGCCCGAACCACGCGUCCCUGAACCCGUCGUCGGGGCUGCAGAACUGCGAUCUGGGCAUGUCGCUGGCCGAGCAGCACCUCAGCGUGCCCAAGCUGCUGGACCCGGCCGACUUGAACAACCCGAUCGUGGACCAGCUGAGCGUGAUGACCUACAUCAGCUACUUCACCGACACGCAGGUCAACGGACUGCUGCAGUGGAUCCGUCAGCGACUGCCCGAGCAGGACAUCCAGAACAUCACCACCGACUGGAACAACGGGAUACUUCUCUCGGCGCUGGUCGACUCGUUCGCACCGGGACUCAUUCCGCAUCAUGACGCCCUGAGUCCCACCAGGGCGUUGGAGAACGUGAAGAAUGCCAUGAAGAUAGCCAAAGAACGCCUAGGCAUCAAUAGUGAUGGCAUCACUGCCAACGAGAUCACGAAUCCCAAAGUGGACGAGCUGGCCAUGUCGGCGUAUCUGACUGUGUUUAAGGAGUGCACGCUGAAAGCGUCACCGGGCCAGUGCAUUGCCGACGGACCCGGUCUGAAAGCGGUGCCGCUUAACGUGCCGGCCGAGUUCCGCGUCGACUGCUCGCAAGCCGGCCAAGGCGAUUUGAAGAUCGAGGCGAAGGGGCCAAGCUCCGACGCCAAGGUGAAGACCACGACUGGCGACGAGGACCAGAAAGAUACUUACCAAGCCGUCUACACGCCCCAGGAGCUCGGUACGUACACCGUAUCCGUGAAGUACGACAAGGAGCACAUCCCUGACAGUCCGUUCAGUGUGCCCUGCGUAGACCCGUCUGCAUGUCACGUGACUGGAAAGUCCCUGGGCGGACAGGGCAGCGUGGUCGGUGAGCCGCUGGAGUUCCAGGUGGACACGUCCGCGGCCGGCCCGGGCACGGUGGAGCCAACCCUGUUCGGACCCACCGGUAUACAGCCUGUACAGCUGAAGGACAGCGGUAACGGGAAGAGCGUCAGGAUGUCCUCCACACCAACGUCACCGGGCAGUUAUUCUCUCGACCUGAAGCUGAGUGGGCUACCCAUUCCCGGUUCACCGUUCGCCAUUGCCGUGUCGGACCCGAGCAAGUGCCGGCUACUCACCAGUUUUCAGGACGGCCAUCUCGGCAAGGUGGGAACUCCCAUCGACGUCGCCGUGGACACCAGCAGGGCCGGCCCCGGCGUGCUGACGGCGGUCGCCACGGGAACGAGCCGCACGGUGCGCCUGGAGGCGCGGGACGGUGGCGACAGCACCAGCACGAUAGCAUUCGUACCAAGCGAGGCGGGCCAGCACAGUGUGGACAUACUGUGGGACGGUCACUCGAUUCCCGGCUGCCCGCUCGGCAUUCCCGUCAUCGACGUGUCUCUGUGCUGCUUCGAGGACCUGCCUAGCUACGCGCAAGUCGCACGGCCGCUAGCCCUGCGUCUGCUCACGCAACAAAGCAUCAAGGCACCGCUGGUCGUCACGGCGCAGAACGAAUCCGGUAGUCGCGUACCGUCGACAGUGAAAGCAGACGGCGCCGAUGCGUACAAGAUAUCGCUGACUCCGGCGCAAGUGGGCACCAUGGAGAUUGACGCUACCUGGGCAGGUGAUCAGGUGUCGCAGUGCCCGUUCGACGUGCAAGUGUGCGACGCGUCACGCUGCUCAGCCUACGGUCUCGGCCUAACGGAGGCAGCCAAGGUCGGGGAGCCAGUCACGUUCACCGUGCAAGCCAAGGACGCAGGAGAAGGCUCUCUCAUCGUCAAGCCAGCCGGACCCAAGGCCGUCUACUCCGCCACGGUGAUGAGCAACGGGGACGGCACGUACGAAGUGUCCUUCACGCCAUGGGAAAAGGGCCCGCACACCAUUGCGAUCAGCUGGGGCAUCCAGCAGAUACCAAACUCUCCCUUCCCACUGGAAGUCACCGGGCGCAUUCUGGCAUCGCAGAUCACGGCCAGUGGUGACGGACUUAAGGAAGCCACUGCACUGGCACCGGCCGAGUUUCAAGUCGUGUCCUCCAUCCCGGCCGAUCUCACUGAAGGUGAUCUGCUAGCGGUGACCAUUGAGGACGGCGCUGAGAAAGCGGCCGUGGACGUGGCAGACCUUGGCGAGGGACGCUGCGCCGUUACCUACGUGGCACCGAGCAGCGGGACGUACACGAUCGCCGUCAUGUUUGCCGGCGAACAUACGUCGGGUUCGCCGCACAUCGCCGUCGUGUCCUCGCGCCCAAACGCCAGCAGGUGCGUCGUCAACGGCGCCUGCUUCGGUGCCGACGCCAAACCUCUGGCCGGCGAUCCGCUUGACUUCACCGUGGAAACCGGCGCGGCGGGCAAGAGUCGCUUGAACGUGGCAGGAACAGACAUGGGUGGCAGGCCGUGCCGUGUGUUCAUGGCUAACGAUGACGAUGAUGUGUAUUCGGUACGCGUGGACACAAAGAAUCCCGGUGCGUACACCAUUGCCGUCAAGUGGGCGGACGAGCACGUUCCCGGCUCGCCGUUCACCGUGGCAACCGGCAGUCGCAUCACGGCGCAGAGCAUGCAUGUUGAGGGUCCCGGUUUGAAGAGUGGCAAGACCGGAGAGGAGGCAAGCUUCACCAUUCACACGCCCAAAGCAGGGCUGAUCGACACCGGAGAGCUCACUGUCCAAGUCUGUAGCAAGUUGGCGGGCGUGGAGCUGAAAGACUUGAAGAUCCUGGACAACGACGGUGGCAAGUACAGCGUCACCUAUAAGCCCCUUGUUGCCGAAGAACACGUAGUCACGGUACGCUUCGACGACCAGAAUCUGCCAGGGUCUCCGUUUGUGGCGGUCAUCACGGCACGGCCAAUGGCAGAUCAGUGCGUUGCCGCGGGAGACUGCCUUGAGAAGAACGUCAUGUGCGUCAUGGAUGAGCCGCUGGAGUUUGAAAUCAACGCAACCGCCGCGGGCAACGGGCGCCUGGUCGUCAAGGCCGAGGGUCCCGAAGGCGAGGUGCUGCGCGCCUUCCAGAGCGAGGAAGAGGAGGGCGUGUACUCGAUCCGAUUGGACACGUCGGCUGGCCUGGGAACGUACUCCGUGCAGUGUCUGUGGUCCGGUAGUCACAUUCCCGGCUCUCCGUUCCAGCUGACCGUCGGCGAAAAGCUGACGGCGCAGAUGGUGUCGGCUCACGGCGAUGGGCUCCGCGAGGUGUACGCCAUGAAGGAGGCGACGUUCUCCGUCUCGGCAAAGAAGCCUGAUCUGUUCGACACGGGCGCGUUGAAGAUGACCGUGGUCGGCGAUAAAGGACACGUGGGCCUGGCCGUCGCGGACAAUCAGGACGGAACAUACGCGGUGACGUACAUGGCACCGACGGAUGGCCAGUACUCGGUCAGCAUAUUCCUGAAUGGCGAGGACGUCCCCGGGUCGCCAUUCAGCGUUAUCGCCUACCUACCUCCUAAAGCCGACAGGUGCAUGGCACGUGGCCAUUGCUUGGAGCCGGACGGGAAGAUGAUGGUCGGCAAGUCGGCCGAGUUCACGGUGAACACGACCGACGCCGGACACGGCAAGAUGUCGCUUAAAGCCACCGACCCUGGCGGCAAGAGCAUUCGUACGUUCCUGUCGGACGACGGCGAGGGCAUCUAUACCGUUCGAAUAGAUCCGAAGGAGAGCGGCGCGUAUAGAGUGGAGGUACGCUGGUCUGGAGAGCACAUUCCCGGCUCGCCGUUCUCACUGACGGCAACGGAUGGUCUUUCGCCGGGCACCAUCACAGCGUCGGGGACGGGUUUGUCUCGCGCCUUCUCACUCAUGCCCACCGCGUUCACCCUGGACGCACCCGAGGCAGGCCUGCUGGAACGCAACGAUCUGACGGUGACCAUCGACAGUGCCCUGCACGGCAAGCCGGCGGAGGUGGAGGUGCGCGACCUCGGCGACGGCACCUACUCCGUCAACUACAUGGCGCCGGGCAACGGGGCGUUCCUGGCGUCCAUCAAGUACCGCGGCGUGCACAUCCCCGCCUCGCCCUUCAAGAUCACCGUGUUCCCGCGGCCCAGCCCGGAGAAGUGCCGCGCGUUUGGCAAGUGCCUGGAGCCCAAGGUGCGCAACAUCUGCGGCAAGCCGAUAGACUUCAAGGUGGCAACUAGCGAGGCUGGCUACGGGCGGCUGGUUGUAAGAGCGCAGGAUCCGCACGGCUCGCCGACGCCGGCGUUCGUUGCGGAGGAGGGAAAGAACCUCUACAUCGUGCGGCUGGACGUCAAGGAGGCCGGCAAGUACAUGAUCAAUGUGAAGUGGGGAAACACGCCGAUACCCGGCUCGCCGUUCAAGCUGCGCGUUCACGUCGCCACCGACGCCAGCAAGGUGAAGGCCGACGGGCCGGGUCUGCGGUCGACGGGUGUGCCGGUCGGACGCGAGACGUCGUUCGUGCUCCGUACGCACGACGCCGGAAUGGGUUCUCUGGUCGUACGCAUGCACGGCAUAAAGGACAACUUCAAGAUCAAGCUGGAAAAGGACCGCGACGAUUCGCGUCUCCUGCACGCCAAGUACACGCCGAAAGAAGUCGGAGACUACGAGAUCACGAUACUGUGGAGCGAAGUGCACAUCCCCAACAGCCCAUUCAAGGUACCCAUUGUCGACCCACAUGGCCGGCCAAAGGAGCGUGCCCGUGCCCAACAACCGGGUCCUGCCAAGAAGAAACUGGUCAAGGUGACGAAGACACAGCCGGGAAUGACGUACGUGGACGACAGCGGACGCAUGGUGCACACCGACGACCCGGCCAUGAUUGCAAGACUUGAAAUGGAACAGCAGCAUGCCGCCGCAAUGGUACAGACGCGACAGGCGCCCGCGACGAAGAGAACUGUGGAAGAGAGACGUGUAGUGCGCCGGUCGCGCAACCUCAACGAGAGUCACGACAUGGAAGCUGAGCAACGGGUGGAGAGGCGCCGAUCUCGAGACAUGGACAUGGAUGGAGAUGUGGUGAUCGGUGGAGGGCUACCACCGGCCAGACAUCGUCGUGAUCGCCAGGCUCAAGCACAGGCAGGCUCUAGUAGUGCUGCCGCCGCAGCCAGCAGGACUGCCAGGUCUCCACAGCGUGCGAUUGCAGCAGCUGCGGCCGCACCGGAGUCACGGCGUGCACAGAUGCCAGGCGGCAAAAUGGCACAGCCGGAAUACCACCGAUCGCAGCUAGUUCAAAAGCCGUCGCAGCGCAGGGCAUCGUUUACAGAGGACGAUAUCAGUCCAGAGUUUGACCACGUCUUUGCAGCAGGUGCACCAGUGGCGGCUCACAAGGCUUUCAAGAAGUCGGCGUCGGCUUCGAGUGUCGAGCAGUCAUCAUCCGGCUGGAAAUCCGGCGGGAAAAAGAAGAUGGCCAGAAAGCAAUCAGAGUCUGCUGCGUUCGCCGUCCAACGUCAAGGCAGCAUAUCAACGAAAGCGAGAGGGACGGGCUUCAUGCUCGACCCAACCAGUGGGUCCAAGCAGAUCUUCACUGGCGAGCUCCGCGGUAACAGACAGUUCCGACUACCAUCGUAGGAAGGGAGGGCUACAGUGAGUGAUGGAGUGAGCGAGCGAGUGCGUGUUUUGACCUGGAACCUAAACUUGUCAAUGGUCCAUGGCUGUGUAAGCCGUGUAAACGGGCGAGCAAGCAACCGUCUCAGCAGCCAGCAACCGUCUCAGUUGCACACACCGCCCCAGAUAGCAAACCAUCUGUGCCCAGUUAUCACCGAGGGUGGCAUUGUGCCAGUGUAAUAUUGCCCUAGGCUACGCAGGCUGCAAUGUUCUAAGCUCUGUAAGGUAGCGGUAUACACAGCCGACGCGGAUUGAUCAAGGCCACUGGCCAGUUUAGCAAAGUGAACUAGAACUUACCGCUCCUGUUCUUAGUGCGCCGUAUCGAAGUGUUCAUCCCUCCCUACCAUUACACCACCGUGUGUGCGUGUGUGUGUGUGUGUGCGUGUACGACUGUCGUGGGCAUGUCAAACCCUGCAUGCUACUUCACAACACCCACUAGGGCUGCAAACACUGACGAAAAUGCCGCGAUCCUUCUCACCCCGGAACAGACUGGAAUUAGUGUACGUGUGUGUAAAAGCUUGUUAGCGACUAGUCAAGAUAGGACGCGUGACAUUUGCAUUACUAUUUCAUUUCUUGCAAUCAUGAGACAAUAUCCAGGACAACCGCUAGGUGCUCGUGAUCCCGUGCUAACCCAUGACAGACAGUUUUGAGUGCAGAAGAGUAUUUGCGUAUACAAUUUUGCACCAGAUUGUGCAGCUUCAUGCCAAUAUCAUAAUUAUUGUUUCUGUGCUGACUCAGUUUGAGUUAGAAUCUUAGUCGAUAAUGUCGAAAGUGAACUGAUGCUUUUUAUUUUAUUCUAUUUUUUCGUGUACACAGUCGGAUUAGCAGUCAGAUUUGUGGGAAAAAACUGGUUUGUGAAAUUUCUGAGUCCUGAUGAUGGAAUUUUUUAAUUUUUUUUAAAAAUAUGUUAAAAAUACAAUAGAUCAUGAAAAUUAAUACUCCUGCAUGAGCUGAUGCUUGCUACCCUAGACUGUCAACAUCAUGCUUUAAAAACUAUUCAAUAUACCAAUAGAGUUCAGAACUAA
Molecule: messenger RNA, 7909 nt
Organism: Sycon ciliatum
Lineage: Eukaryota; Metazoa; Porifera; Calcarea; Leucosolenida; Sycettidae
Product: filamin-C-like
Exons: 4
Coding region: 858-6848 (1996 amino acids)
Biological process (GO): actin cytoskeleton organization
Molecular function (GO): actin filament binding
Source: RefSeq, a predicted model, not a curated record